UGGUCCGAUUCUGGUCCGAUUCCGGUCCAACGCUGCCGUGGACCCGGUGCUCUCCCGGUGCAGCUCAGCAAUCCUCAGCCCUUCCCGAUAGACCCUGGUGUGCCGUGUUUGCGUGAGGGGUGUUAGUUGUGUGUAUUGGUUGUGUUUGUUUGACCUACAGUGAGAGCGUGGAGGUAGUGUGUUGGUCUCCUCCCGGGUCCUAUCCCGGACACAACGCAAGCCAACAACAUCCAACUGGUGUCAUCUAUCUGAGAGAGAGAGAGAGCGUGUGUCACUCUACUACAGCAAUCAAAUCUUGACCCCGUGCCCCAUCAUGCCAGGACGCCCAUUAUGGCAGGUGGCUGGGAAGCGAGAUCGGGAUCAGGAACGCGAAGCACAGCAUUGGAUCGAGACGGUGAUCGGCGAGAAGUUUCCGGCCGGCCACCUCUACGAGGACUGCCUGCGGGACGGCAUCAUCCUUUGCCGGCUCAUGAACCGCCUGUCGCCGGGCAUUGUGCCGAAAAUCAACACUUCCGGCGGCGACUACAAGAUGAUGGACAACAUUAACCAAGACCACCAAAAACUAAGAAACGAUACCCAUGUUGCCCUAGGACGUAUUUUAAGGAUUGCGGUUUGCUACAGACAUCCUGACUUCCGCGGACCGUAUCUAGGGCCGCGGCCGGCGGAAGAAAACCGUCGUGAGUUCACCGAAGAACAGCUGCGCGCCGGCGAAGGGCUGAUCGGGCUGCAGGCCGGCUCCAACAAAGGCGCUACCCAGGCCGGUCUAAACUUUGGUGCGACCAGAAAAAUUCUACUCGGCAAAUAGUCGCCGGUAACAUCGGGAUGAAGGCUUCGGAAAGAAACGCACGAGAAAACAGCGAAGAAAUCACUAAUCACCACAUGACAAAGGGGAGCUUAUCUGGACGGGAAUAUUAGAGCGAAUGGUUUUGUGGGGUGUAUUCGCUGUUAUGAACAGCCUGCUUUAUUGUUUAAUCGAAAAUUUAUGUAAAAAAAUGCGCUCGGAAGCGUUGAAGGAUUGACGAGCGAUAACUUAUUGAAAUCAAAUUAAUAAUUUAUGUGUAUUGUCUGGCCAACAACGCGCAGCGCGGUGAAAGCCGAUCUGCUGGCACAGACUCCUUCUGCCCUUUCCAACUGUGUCAGCUGAUAGUCUGUAGCGUGGCAAAAUGAAAUUUUAACUGUUCUACUAACGGACUGAGGAGUUCACAAGUUUUCCGCACCUAUGUCGCCUGUUUCCUUAGCUCUCUACAAAAAAAUCUUUCUGUGUUUUCGUCAAUAUUAUGGAAAAUAA
Molecule: messenger RNA, 1288 nt
Organism: Anopheles bellator
Lineage: Eukaryota; Metazoa; Arthropoda; Insecta; Diptera; Culicidae
Product: muscle-specific protein 20-like
Exons: 4
Coding region: 314-805 (163 amino acids)
Molecular function (GO): protein binding
Source: RefSeq, a predicted model, not a curated record